AUGGCGCCCUAUCUGAUGCGAGUCGCCCGCCGUGGGACAACGAUAAAUAACUCAGCGCUGAGCCACAGCGCCAGGUUCAUCCCGGGCGCACUCCCGAGGGGAACCCCAUCCACCCGCGCAAGGUCAUCCAAUCCUUUGCUUGGCGUUUGCAAUUCCUCCAACAAGAAAAGCUGGGGUGAUCUGAAUCUGGGGGAUAAACACGGGGACCCGAUGUCCCAGCCGGUUUCGGCCGGGCAGGGACCAUUCUUGCAUCCAACACCCGGGGGGGGGCAAACAUAUGGAACUCGGAUGACGGGGACGGAGAAGUGUGCUGAUUCCCACAUCUUUUCAUGUGUGCCUGGGUCUUUUGGGGGCUCAGUAGCCAACCACCUACCUCCCUCUGCUCACCCGCCUUUUCCCAUUUGUCAAUUUGAUUUUGUGGGUGUGAGAGAAGGAAAAAGGAAGCCGCCUAUCCUUCGGACCUAUACUCUUGCUAGCCUUGCCUGGGGUUUACGGAAGUACAUAUACGAGACUAGGUUGACAUCUUCCUCUCUGCUUGAAGGCCGGACCUCGCGUUCUUCUUUCUCACAUUCUCCUCGAAAAGUCACGGUCGUUUGUGUGUUUUUACACCAAGGGAAAAGCACACACGCGCUCUCUCUCUCUCUCUCUUGUUGUCUUAUAUCACACACUACAUUCUUUCUCUUACAAGAACUGUUUGAUCUGAUCCAACCAAUCACUCUCUUACAUUUUGUGCCCAUUGCAGACGUCUCGGGACUCGCUCCAGCCCCGCCAUUGACUGCUACUACCCCGCUAUCGUCGGCUGCUGCUCGUUGCGCAGGUCGCUGCUUUUCGUCCAUCACUUCUACCGGCAAAAGAGUCGGAGUCAUCCCGGUCGCUGCCACUGCCGCCGUCGUUAUGGGUCAACUCUCGAACCAAUCUCAAUCGCAACAACAGCAACAAGUUCGCAACAUGGCGUCUUCAUCCACACCAUCGUCGUCGGGUAGACGACUAAAUAUGAACAACAUCAACCCCCACGUCAAGGCUGCCAAGUAUGCCGUGCGUGGCGAGCUCGCCGUCAAGUCGGAGGAGUAUAGGGCGUACCUCCAGGGCGGGAUGACGGACCUGCCGUUUUCAGAGGUUAUUUCGGCCAACAUUGGUAAUCCUCAACAGCUGGAUCAGAAGCCUAUUACGUUUUUCAGACAGGUGCUCAGUUUGUUGGAGAACCCCGUGUUGUUGGAGAAGGAGGAUGUGCUUAUUGAGCAUUUGGGGUACAAGAAGGAUGUGAUUGAGCGGGCGAAGAAGCUGCUCAAGGUGGUGGGAUCGGUGGGUGCGUACAGCGCCAGUAACGGUGUGCCUGCCAUUAGGCAGAGUAUUGCCGAUUUCCUAGAGAGGAGAGAUGGCUUCCCCGCCUCUCAAUCCGACAUUUACCUCUCGGCCGGUGCGUCUUCCGGUGUCAACACCCUCCUCCACGUCCUCUGCCAGGACUCCAACACGGGCAUCCUCGUCCCUAUCCCCCAGUACCCAUUGUAUACCGCCUCCCUCGCCGUCCUGGACGCCCACUGCGUCGAAUACCACCUUGACGAGUCGAAGAACUGGGGAACCGACCUCGAGAUCAUCAAGUCUUCGUACGAAGCCGCCAAAGCCAAGGGCAUCGACGUCCGUGCCAUUGUCAUUAUCAACCCGGGCAACCCCACCGGCGCUUCCUUGUCAGAAUCCGACAUUCGCUCUGUGAUUGAUUUCGCCCGCCAGGAAAGACUAGUCAUCCUUGCCGACGAGGUCUACCAAACCAACGUUUUCAUCGGGGAGUUUGUCUCCUUCAAAAAGGUGCUGAGGACCCUCCAAAAGGAGCGUCCAAACGACGGGUUUGACCAGGUGGAGCUCGCGUCGCUGCACUCGGUGUCAAAGGGCAUGGUGGGCGAGUGCGGGCACAGGGGGGGGUACUUUGAGCUGGUCAACUUUGACCCGGACGUGCAGCAGGAGAUUUACAAGUUUGUGUCCAUUAUGCUCUGCGCCCCGGUCAUUGGGCAGUGUCUGGUGGACCUGAUGGUCAACCCGCCCCGGCCCGGGGAGGAGAGCUAUGAGCUUUACAAGAAGGAGUAUGACGCUAUUUAUGACGGGUUGAAGGAGAGGGCGACGGCGCUGCACAAGGCUUUUGAGCAGAUGGAGGGGGUGGAAUGCGGGAGUCCGCAGGGGAGCAUGUAUUUGUUUCCUACCAUCAACCUCCCUGAAAAGGCGGCCGAGGCGGCGAAGAAGGAGGGGAGGACCCCGGAUGAGUUUUACUGUUUGAGGCUGCUCGAGGCGACGGGGGUUUGUGUCGUUCCCGGGAGCGGGUUUGGGCAGAGGGAGGGGAGCUUGCAUUUUAGGACGACAUUUUUGGCACCGGGGACGGAGUGGGUGGGGAGUAUUGUCAAGUUUCAUAGGGAGUUUAUGGAGAAGUAUCGUUAG
Molecule: messenger RNA, 2424 nt
Organism: Podospora anserina S mat+
Lineage: Eukaryota; Fungi; Ascomycota; Sordariomycetes; Sordariales; Podosporaceae
Exons: 4
Coding region: 1-2424 (807 amino acids)
Biological process (GO): biosynthetic process
Molecular function (GO): L-alanine:2-oxoglutarate transaminase activity; pyridoxal phosphate binding
Source: RefSeq, a predicted model, not a curated record